CCCAAAAUUUAUACAAACCCUCUGUUGUCAUUGUGCAAAGAUUGUCCCCAGCUGCUUGUGUUUGAACAGACAAAUAUUUGGACCUCAGAAUGUCCUGUUAUUUAAUUUAUCCAAUGAUGUACCUCACUCAUUUUGCCUUUCUAGAAGAAUUAUAAGGCUUGUUAAUAGUACCACUGAUCAUGUAACUCAGUAACUGAAUAUUCUUAAGAUAUGAUUAAAUAUUUCUAGACAUGGUAGGGACAUUGAAAGAUUCAGUUGAGAAGAUGGAAUAUUCUUAAAGUUUACCAUUUAUUGAUGGUGUCCUCGUCUAAGUUACUAACUUAUGAAUUGUAAGUAACAUGAACCUUGUUCUGACAGCUGGGAUGAAUGGGUUACUGUGGAUCGGUUGAUGAAAUUUACCCCAGAGAAUCUAGAGAAACAGAAAGCCAUGAAAAAACUGGAUGCAGACAACAAGAAUAUAAAGCUGGGGCGUGCAACGCAGAUUAAACCACGAAGUUCUAAUGUUCCAAGGGGCAAAAAGCGAAAGGCUGACUCUGUCAUUAAGGAAAAGGGUGCUGUACCUUCGGAGAAGCUUGUGAAUCUUCAAAUUCCACCUACACUAAAGAAGCAGCUUGUUGAUGAUUGUGAAUUUAUUACUCAUCUGGGAAAGCUUGUUAAACUACCACGAAAUCCAAAUGUGGACGAGAUUUUGAAGAAUUAUCUUGAUUAUAGAUCUAAGAAAGAUGGCAUGGUGGCUGAUUCCCUUAAAGAAAUUCUUAAAGGGAUACAAUGCUACUUUGACAAAGCAUUGCCAGUGAUGCUUUUAUACAAAAGUGAGCGCCAACAGUAUGAAGAUGCAGUUGGAGACGAUACCUCCCCCUCCUCUGUAUAUGGGGCUGAACAUCUACUACGCCUCUUUGUUAAGUUGCCUGAGUUAUUGUUCUAUGCAAACAUUGAAGAGGAGACACUGUUGGAACUGCAGCAAAAAUUAGUUGACUUUCUCAAGUUCCUGCAGAAGAAUCAGGGUCUCUUCUUUCUCUCCACUUACCAUGUAGCAGAAGAUGUUGAGACAAGCACCAAUAACCAGGAUAACUAAAUGAGGAUAUAAAACCAUCACUUUGUGCAUAUGUCAUUAUGGGACACUAUAGAUUGUAGAUUUCAAAUCAUUUUUAACCUGUCCUUACCUAUAGUCUAAAAAUGCUUUGAAACCCAAGAUGUUCGGGUUUCUACUUAUUAGGCAGUUUGUAAGAGCAUGUAAGUCCUGAUAGAGUUUGACUUGAAGAAUCUGCUCCAACCGCAUGCCAUGUAAAGUUUGCAAGACGAUUUCUGCAGGCUGUGUUGAGCUCUAAUGAACAUGCAAGAACUAGUAUACUAAUUCAAAUGCUCAUUGUGAGUUGUGAAACUGUCUUCCAUGUCAGACGCAUAUGUGGCCACUAUAGCGAUCACGUGGGAUGAGGCCUAUGUUUGCGGGUCGUGAGUGGUUAGUCUGAAUGGCAUUAUAUGCUUGUCUUCCGUUUGCGGGUGGUUUUUCCUUAAUCUGAUGUGAAAGUUAGCUGGCAGCUAAUAAUACCGAGGGAGUUCAGGGAUAUCAAAUUACUCGUUGACUUUGUUGAUCACAGCAAUCAACAAUCAGACAUUUAUACAUCUUUGACAACGGAAACUGAAUGCUUAUCUUGGUGAUUCAUCUUUUACAAUUGACAUCGACCCUCCAGAUUCUGUAAUUCAAUGACUCUAUUCCUUUAGAGCUGGAAAAUCAGAAAAAGUCAAGUUGAACAGUGUGUUUCAGACUUUCAGACCAGUAGUUCAGCAUUGAUGAUUUUGUAAUGACUGCGGAAGCUAGCAUGCGAUGAAGGACAAAUGAAAGGGUAAAGUAGAAUCUGGAAAUAUACCUUCUGUUUGUAGGUUGUUAAAAUUCAUUUUCUUUUUUUCCUUUUAUAUUUGUCUUUAAAUUAAGCAAAGUUGAAUCCCCCUUACAAGUUGGCUGAUGCAGGGCAAUAUUUGAUGUUGUAGGGGAAUCAUGGCCAAUUCAAUCUUACAAU
Messenger RNA from Rubroshorea leprosula, 2018 nucleotides. NCBI's taxonomy places the organism in Eukaryota, Viridiplantae, Streptophyta, Magnoliopsida, Malvales, Dipterocarpaceae. The record is from the annotation of a GenBank genome assembly.